AUGGCUUCUCUUUUGUCUUUACUUUCAAUGCUUUCCUUAUUUUUAAUCUCUGCUCUUCCUCAUUCUCUCAAUAAUCUCUCUCAUCAUCAACAACAACAAUUGCUCCUGCAAUUCAAAGCUUCCGUUUCCAAAGAUGGCACUUCUCUGUCUGACUGGACUCCCCUUCACCACUUCUGCAACUGGUCUGCCAUCACCUGCCAUUACUCUUCUCAUUCUGUCAGUGCCAUCAAUUUAUCCUAUAUGAAUUUGGACGGUAUCAUUUCUCCUGUGCUGGGGAAUCUCACCUCUCUUCGAUCCCUAGAUCUCUCAGGCAAUUACCUCACUGGUACCAUUCCACCUCAACUCGGCCAGCUCCCAAAUCUUUGGAUACUCUCGCUCUACAACAAUGAAUUACAAGGAACGUUUCCGGCCGCUCUCUCCACUUGCCGCAGUUUGUAUUACCUGGCACUCUCUUAUAACCAACUGCAUGGCAGGAUUCCACCUGAGCUGAGUCUUUUAACAAGUUUGAAGUACCUUUACUUGGGUGAUAACAGUCUCACAGUUACCAUUCCUCCCUCGUUCAAAAACAUGUCCUCCUUAGUUGAAUUGGAUUUGAGCGAAAAUGGGCUCGAUGGCCCCAUUCCUCUUGAACUGUGCAUGCUCUCUUGCCUACAGAUUCUUAAUCUUUUUAAAAAUAAGCUAUCAGGCAUCAUUCCCGGCUCUCUAUCAAGUAUCUCAAGUUUGAAGUACCUCUACUUGGGCGUGAACAGUCUCACGGGCAACAUUCCGCAAUCUUUCAAAAACCUCUCCGGCUUAGUUGAAUUGGGUUUGGAAAAAAAUAAACUCUCCGGACCCGUUCCUCUUGAAUUUUGCGCGCUCGCUCAGCUACGGCUUCUUUCCCUUGGUGGUAAUGACUUAUCGGGCACCUUUCCCACCUAUUUAACAAAUCUCUCAGAAUUGAAUACGUUAGGUUUAUCUGAAACCCAUAUAACUGGACAUAUUCCAUUGGAAAUUUGUACCACGCUCUCUAGUUUGAAAUAUCUCAGUUUGUGGGGGAAUCAACUUAGUGGAAACAUACCAAACUCCUUGGGAAAUUGUUCCAGUCUAGAAGAACUUUACUUAGGCGAUAACCAACUCAGUGGAACGGUUCCAAUGGAGCUGGGUAACUUGAACCAUCUCACUAGGCUUCACCUGCACACCAAUCAACUUGUAAGUGACAGCAGUAACACAUUGGCCUUUCUCACCGCUCUCAAAAAUUGCUCCCUCUUGCAAGAAAUAGAUAUGUCACGUAAUAAUUUCACUGGUAUAUUGCUCCCAUCCAUAGGCCAACUGUCUUCCAAUCUCUAUUACUUGUCUAUACAAGUCAACAUGAUAAGCGGGGGCAUACCAGAACAGAUUGUCAAUCUGACAAACUUAACUAGCCUAGAUCUGUCCCGUAAUCUUUUCACUGGCAAUAUUCCAUCUGGAAUUGAAAUGUUGAGUAAGGUAGAAAGAUUGUAUUUGGGCAAGAACAAAUUAGAAGGAAGCAUUCCAAGUGAGAUAGGUCAAAUGCGACAUCUGGGACUCUUAGAUCUUAGUCACAACCUGCUAUCUGGAAAAAUACCAGAUUCUCUUUGUCGCUCCCAGCAGUUAAGACGUGUUUUCCUUCAGUACAACAACUUAUCUUGGGAGAUCCCUGUUAGUUUGGGGGGAUGUCAGAAGUUGGAGCUGCUGGACUUAUCUCACAAUAAACUAGAGGGAAAGAUACCUCACGAAGUCCUUGCCAGCCUUAAAAACCUGGAAUUCUACCUCAAUCUUUCAUGGAAUUUUCUGCAAGGGUCGUUGCCAAACGAGGUGAGUAAAAUUGUAAUGGUUCAAGCUGUUGAUAAGUGA
Cryptomeria japonica (Japanese cedar) is the source of this 1851-nucleotide messenger RNA. Its product is annotated as LRR receptor-like serine/threonine-protein kinase FLS2. Bases 1 to 1851 code for a protein of 616 amino acids. Lineage: Eukaryota; Viridiplantae; Streptophyta; Pinopsida; Cupressales; Cupressaceae. The record is from RefSeq and is a predicted model, not a curated record. The transcript has a single exon. Gene Ontology annotation, molecular function: protein binding.